Molecule: messenger RNA, 3637 nt
Organism: Bursaphelenchus xylophilus (pine wood nematode)
Lineage: Eukaryota; Metazoa; Nematoda; Chromadorea; Rhabditida; Aphelenchoididae
Source: the annotation of a GenBank genome assembly
AUGUGCGCACUCGGUGGUGCGUCUCUGCGCUGCAGCGCGUUCUCUCGGGGAGCGGGGCGCUUUCUGUUCGUGGAAAUCGAUUCCACAGACCCCGGUCGCCCCUCUUCAACCCAGUCUACCAUCUCCGUUACCGUAGUGGAAGAAAGUACGGUAAGAGUACGGUAGAAUACGGUAAUGUACUGUAUGGGUCAUAAAUAGUAUUGCCAAACUGUUUGCAUGAUUUUUUUCGAAAAAUACAGUAGUUUCAGCCCGUUACGGUAGAUGGAAAACGGGAAAAUUGAAAUUUUUUGUGGUUUUGGGGGAAAGUUUUGAAUUUUUGUUAAUUUUGAGUAUGUUUAAGACGGAAAUAAUAUGAAUUAUCGAAGAAUAGGAAGUAUACUGUAUGAAAAUUAUGUUACUGUAACCUUUUUCAACGGUUGCGUUAAUCUUUCAUUGAAAAAUUAGAAAUUCUCAUGUAAUUUUGAAGUUUUUCUUUCGAAACAAGUCUGAAUUGGAUUGAAAAAUACAAUUUGGCUUCUUUAACUGUUUUUUAUACCAUAUGCCAAGCUUUUGGUAGAUUGUAUUGAUAAGAACACGAUAUUUUUGAUAUUGCACCAAGCGAAGAUGAGCAAUGUUUUUUGUUAUUAUUUGUUUUGAAAUUUUUAUCUUCAUGUUGCAUUUGAGAUGUUUUGUACGAUAAUGUUUAGUUUUGAGUGUGAUUUGCAAACAAAUUUACUGUUUGAGAUGCGUUUUUUGGGGAUAUUACUUUAGGUGGUCAAGGGUAAUAUUUUUGAUGGUUUUGAGCAUAUUGCAAUGUUUUUUUGGGGAUUUCUAAGUUAGAAUGGAUGUGAAAUGUAUAAUGAAGAAUGUUUGAACGUAUUUUACUUUAUUUCCGGGUUUACUGUGUCCUAAAAUACCUAAAAAUUGCUGGUAUUACAGUAACUCAUAUUUCAAAAAAUUUUAAAACUUUUUUGAAAAUUUGAUUGUUACAUGGUUUAUUGAGGUCCGUCGAGCUAUAUAAACUCCUUUUCGGUACCAAUUUCGUUUACAAAACACCUUAUUUCAGGAGAUGAACAUCAGUUCCUUGCCAAAGUUCGAACCCGACCAAUUUCCGGAGGAGCUCUCCGGCUACGAUGCCGAGUCCGAAUCCUUCGACCAGAGUCUGAAUAUCACACAGAAACUCAACUCUUUCAAUGGAUUCGAGCUGGACCAGUCGACGGAUUCCAAUGGAAUGCGGCCUUCGAGGUCGGUGCAUCAGUGUGCCGUGUGCAACAAAAUCUUUGUCUCGCUGAAAGGUAAUUUUUUAAAGUUUGUUACUGUUUUGUGUUUAGGAGAUUGGAUUUGUUGUUUGACCGUGCUUUAGAAUGAAUUUUUCAAUAGAAUAGAAAAAAUUGAGUUCAGGAGUGACGAUUUUUUUGAGAGACAUCUAAAUUUGAUGAUGAAGAAGAGAAAUUUAAAUUUUUUGUCAAAAUUAAAUUGGAUUUUACGAUAAUUUUUGCUGAGUGAGCUGUAAUAUAGUGUAAAAUACAAUUUGGUGCAUGGUAGUUGCGCCUAUGAUAUGUGGUUUUUGCAUUUACGUGCAGUUUUUGACCAUAGUCAUCAGUUUUUGUCUAAAAUAAGAUGAAUUACCCGUAAAUCGUAACUAAUGCCUACAAAUAGCUGUUAAUUGAUUAUGGAGCUUUAAUUUAUGAUCUAGAAAGUCUAUUGAUUCAGUAAAACGAUCAGUAAAGUAUAAUUAUAAUCUCCAUUUCAGGUCUACAACAACACGCCAUCAUCCACACGGACCAAAAGCCUUUCAGCUGUGAUAUCUGCAAUAAAUCGUUUCGAUUCAAGUCAAAUCUCUUUGAACAUCGAUCGGUGCAUUCUGGAUUCACUCCACACUCGUGCCCAUUCUGUGGAAAGACCUGUAGAUUGAAGGGAAAUCUGAAGAAACAUCUGAAAACCCAUGUCAGCACAAAAGAAGAGUUAGAUCAGGCGUGGAGGCCGUUCGCGAGGUAAGUAUUAUGUUUCUUGUUGUGUUUUGGGUCUAGAGAAGCAUGUAGGACGAAUUGUAAGAUUUUUUAACAGAAAUAUUGUCUAUUAUUUUUUUUUGGGUUUUGAGAUUUUUUUUGAUUUUUAUGCAAAUUUUGACGAUGAAAAUUCAAAUUGAUUCUUGGCGAAGAUGCCUUCUGACCUUGAUGAAAAUUUGCACUACCUUUUCUCAUAAAAAUUUUUGAUUUUUUAUCGAAUUUUUGAAAAAUUUCAAAAAUUGAUACAAUUAGAAAUCAACAUAACUUUAUGCAAAUUUUCCCGUCGAUUGCCGUAUAACUGAGCGCAAAACAGAGAUUACAGCAACCGCCGACCACCAGCCGACAUCCCAUCGGACGCGAUCAUCGUCCGAAGCGGGAACGACGCCCUAUUUACACCGCCAUCCAGAGCCCGAAAACGAAAAUUGGGACUCGGCAAUGAGGCCAGAGUAUGGGUGGAGAAGAUCAAGCGUGGAGAAAUCCUGCCUCAGGCAUCGUUGAACGAAAAAGUAAGGUUUUGGAUUAUGUUUGUUUUAAUUUUAGGCAUUUUUGAAGUGAUCGUAUUUUAGGUGUAAAAUCACCAGUUAAUUUAGUUGAAAAUUGGUUUUCUAAGUUUUUUAUGUGGCUUUAGUGAGUAAUGAAACUUGCUGAGAUAAUAUUUUCCACUUUCGGAACAUAAAUUAUAUUAUCCAUGAGCAAGAUUGAUUAAGAUUUGCUGGUUUUUGAAUCGAUUUUGAUAUUUUACGUACCAGUAACUAAGAAAGACGUAUUUUACCUAAAUUUCUUCCAGAUGCGACGUCUCUCGGUCCUCAUCGAAGCGGUGAACAAACAAUCCUACAGCCGGGAAGACUUCUUCCGCCAAGCCAAAGCCAUGGCCUUCGAGAAGUUCGAAUGCCCCCUCUGCAAAUCGGUGUUCAUGUCGAGGCUGGAAUGUAAAGAGCAUUUGGAAAUGGAACACCCACAUUAUUUGCAGGAACGACCCUUCUUUUGUGAUGUAAGUGCCUAGUGUAAUAUGGGGAAUUUAUUGGGGUAAAAUAGGAUACGUUUUGAUGUUUUAAUACUUAAUUUGGCUAUGAGAUUUAUAUUCGAUUAGUAUUUAUAAAUUUUACCGCGUAGAACGGCGGAUUUCGCCGAAGCCUAGGGCGCAGCUCGCCGAUUAGAAAAGCUUGGAAUUUUGCCGGAAUUUGAAUAUUAUUGGAUGUUUUGAGGUUCAAAUGGUCCUCUGAGGUGGUUUUUAUGCUUUUUUUGAUCAAAAUUUUGUUAUUUCGCCUGAAUUUUUCGGGAAAAAUUGAUUUUCAGUUGAAAAAAUGUUGAAAUUAGGCAUUUUUCGCCCAAAAAAAGUGUAAUCAGUUUUUGCACAGUGUGUGAGAAAAAUUUAUCGGUUCCUUCAGAAAGUUACAGUCCAAAUUCUACCCGUGUUUGUCAAAAUUUUUCAAAAAUUUUAUGAAAAAUCAUAUUUUUUGAAAUUUCCCGUGUUUCAGAUGUGCAUCAAAUGUUUUGUGGACCAGAAGACGCUAGAACAACACCAAAGCUACCACGCCCGAAUCCGCGACCUCAUCGAAAACAAACAACUCACCAUGACGGUGCCCGAAAUGCUGUUGCCGCAGGCCUGCGAAGACGAACAGGACGGCCAAAACCCGCCGGAACUCUAA